GGCUUGUAAAUCGUGAAAUAGUUUGUCGCCACUUUUUUCAGGUGAUGCUAUGUAGUCCGGUAGCUGCAUUCCAUAUUACACAUAUUUAUAAAAGAUGGUAUAAUGAUAUUAAUGACAAUUUACAAGAACCCUAUUAUGUUGCUACACGAUUUAGUAAAGGCCAUCCUCAAUACCAACCUGCGGAUCAAAUGUGUCAUAAUGUAAAUAAAUUGUUUACACCUCUAGCUGAUCUUCGAAAUGAAAGAAAAGAAGUUAUUAAUGAACGAAAACUGUAUGGAGAGUUGUGGGGAGUAGCACGAGAUAUUACACAAAAGGCAGUUCGAUUUCGGCAACAUGAUGUUCUUAAAAAACUACAGGAUUUAUUAACUAAAAUACAAGAGGAUAUAUUAGCAAAUGACUCUAAUAAUGACGGUGAGGAGAUGUGUAGUGACAGCAAUAAUAAUAACAAUGAGGAUGAUAAAGAAAAUGAUCUAUUGGCUGAAGUAUCUCUUCAAAACCCCAAGAGGCGUAAACUGAAAGGACGUCCCAAGAGUUCUAAACGAAUCAAACGAUCAGAAGAAUUGAAGCCAGCUAAGCGCCAAAAUCAGUGUAGAAAUUGCGGAGAAUAUGGACACUAUAGGCCUAAAUGUUCAAAGAAGUAA
This is a messenger RNA of Cetraspora pellucida, 641 nucleotides long. The record is from the annotation of a GenBank genome assembly. NCBI's taxonomy places the organism in Eukaryota, Fungi, Glomeromycota, Glomeromycetes, Diversisporales, Gigasporaceae.